AUGGCCUCCAAGAAGAACCAACAGGAGAUGGUCCAGGUCGAUCGUUCUGGAUCGGCAUCACCCUUCUGGAAAUCGUCUAACGCGAGCGCCUCCAAAGAGUACGAGAGCAAAAAGAUCAUAGGCGCUUCAUACUCUCACGCCGAUAUACUCAAAUUCGACUCCUUGUCCGGCACCAAUAGAUCACAUCCGAAGACACCGCCGGUAUCCAACUCUCGUGAAUCUAGUGCCCCGCCUUCAAGUAAACCCUCGAGUCGUCUAUCACCCCCGCCCCAAAAACGAUAUACAUCCUUCUUACAGUACACGAACAAUGAUUGGGACGCAGAAGGAGAGGACAAUGAUGAUGACGAAGAAGAGGACUUCGUGCUGGAGGAUGAUGACGAAGAUGAGUUUGGGCUCCCAAGUAUAGCAAGCAUGCGGCGCAAAGGCAAAAGAAAACCUCCGGACACUCCCGCAAAUGAUCAAGGGCAGUCUAUAGAUCCUCAUAGUGGAACGGUGUCCCUCUGGCGCGUUGACACAGGUGACAUUGCUGAAGAAAGAGGCAUCCCGAAUUAUCCAGUAGCAAAAAAGAGCGAAGGAAAGAUACUACGCCCCCAGUAUCAAGAGAUACUCCGAGACCCAGCCAACUCGCUACAUCUGAUCGAUCACCCUACUGUCCACCCUGAUGCCAGCUCCAAAGAAAAGGAAGCGCAUUCCGCGCGCCUGGGCCGAAUCAACAAGUUCAAGCGUAUACUGCAGUCAAGUACGAUCUCCUUGGCCGAACUGCGCGAUUGCGCAUGGUCAGGAGUUCCUGAAGAGGUGCGCGCCAUGUCGUGGCAGAUCUUGUUGGGUUAUCUACCUACGAGUAGCGAGCGACGUGUCACAGCUUUAGACAGAAAGAGGAAAGAGUACUUGGAGGGUGUACGUCAAGCUUUCGAAAAGGGGACUGCAACUGGACAGUCGUCUGCAGCUGCAAGCAACCGGGGCAGGGGGAGAGGCUUGGAUGAAGCGAUCUGGCACCAGAUUAGCAUUGACGUUCCCCGAACAAACCCGCAUCUUGAGUUAUACGGCUACGAAGCAACGCAAAGAUCUCUAGAGCGCAUCCUGUACGUAUGGGCAAUUCGACACCCCGCGAGCGGUUAUGUACAGGGCAUAAACGAUCUCGUGACACCAUUCUGGCAAGUCUUUCUUGGAAUGUACAUAACCGACCCUGAUAUAGAGUUCGGCAUGGAUCCGGGGCAAUUACCAAAGCCUGUCCUCGAUGCAGUAGAGGCAGAUACGUUCUGGUGUCUUACCAAGCUUCUAGACGGCAUACAAGACAAUUACAUAUACGCGCAACCUGGCAUACAACGGCAGGUUGCAAGCUUACGCGACCUAACGGCGAGAAUCGAUGCUAAGCUGGCAAAGCACCUGGAAAACGAAGGCGUAGAGUUCAUCCAGUUUAGUUUUCGAUGGAUGAACUGUCUUUUGAUGCGGGAGAUUUCCGUCAAGAGCACUAUCAGGAUGUGGGACACGUACCUGGUGUGUUAUGACCCACAACGCAGCGAUAAAGAUGGUACUAACUUUGUUCACCAGGCGGAAGAUCACGGUUUCUCGGACUUUCAUCUAUAUGUCUGUGCGGCCUUCCUUGCAAAAUGGUCCGAACAGCUUCUCAAGAUGGACUUUCAAGGCAUUAUGAUGUUUCUGCAAGCUUUACCGACACGGGAGUGGACCGGGAAGGACAUCGAGCUUUUACUCAGCGAAGCCUUCAUAUGGAAGAGUCUCUUUGGGGGUAGUGCUGCGCAUUUGAGGAACGAUCGCCAGGGUAGCUCAACAUUUGGAGUAGGCAUGGGUCCUGACAGAUGA
Molecule: messenger RNA, 1821 nt
Organism: Pseudovirgaria hyperparasitica
Lineage: Eukaryota; Fungi; Ascomycota; Dothideomycetes; Acrospermales; Acrospermaceae
Product: RabGAP/TBC
Exons: 5
Coding region: 1-1821 (606 amino acids)
Biological process (GO): activation of GTPase activity
Cellular component (GO): Golgi apparatus
Molecular function (GO): GTPase activator activity
Source: RefSeq, a predicted model, not a curated record